CAUUUGUCAUAUCAAUCAUUUCGAAUUUUGUUUUCUUUCUAUCACCUAUCACCAUCAAAAUAAAAUAAUAUUGUGAUAUUUUUUUCUCUUCUUCUUGUAAACAUUGAUACUGAUAUCGGAUAAGUUAUUAGUAGAACAAAGUAACACAUUGCUCACAAAAAUGCUGACAUCCAAGCUGGAAGUACUUGUGGACAUGGGUCAGAACCCGGAAGCAAAACUACUGGACAAAACAAUAAACUCGCUCAAAUCACAGGAUGGGAUCAAAGAGGUGAUGUUCAAAGAUGGCGCUUUUAUGAUUGAGACCACAUUGCCAAGCUCUGUUGUGCUUGACAUGGUUACGAAGACUUCUGGGAAACGUGCCGUGCUACAAGGGUUUGGUGACAGCCAAUCGGCAGUAGCCAUGAUAUCGAGCCAAUCGUGUUGCUCGGGGCGCGUGCUGGGCGUGGUCCGCUUCCAGCACACGCCGGACGGUCUGGUCUGCGACGGCUCCAUCGACGGUCUGACGUCCGGGGAACACGGGCUGCAUGUACACAGGGCUGGGGAUCUUAGUGAGGGAUGUCAGUCACUGGGGGGUCACUUCAACCCGUACGAUUCCCCGCACGGUGGGCCUGAUGACCCGCCGGCGUUGCGGCACGCGGGCGACCUCGGCAACAUCGUGGCGGACGACAGCGGGAGAGCCACAUUCAGGAUACAGGAUAAUGUGCUCAAGAUCUGGGACCUGAUAGGCCGGUCGCUGGCGGUGACGGAACGCCGCGACGACCUCGGCCGGGGUAUGUCGCCCACUUCCAAAAUUGACGGCGACAGCGGCAAGCCAAUCGCGUGCGGCAUAAUAGCGCGUUCGGCCGGCAUAUUCCAAAACCCGAAGCGUAUAUGCGCGUGCGACGGCGUCGUCGUGUGGGACGAGCGAGACAGACCGCUAGCGGGAAAGGGACGGAGGAAGUGUUGCGAGAAACACGACGAGAAACAGAACGGGACGGGUGAUGCCCAGAAUGCCGAUAAACCGUGUUGUAAGGUUUAGGGGUUCGACAAAAACAGAGCUAGAGGGUGUAAGUUUUUUUUUCCUUUUGUGACAGGGAACCUUAAAUAUACCAAAAAAUUGUUUUGCGGUGUGAGUUGAUAUUGACAUACUUUGGGAGUAAUAAAGACGAAAGAUAAUUAAAAUGAGUUAAGUUUAGUUUCCCUUAUCUUUGGUUUGACUAGACAGACAUACAAUAUACAUACAGACAACAUGUCUGUGUAUUUGUAUGUCUGUCUAGUUGAAAAACUUAAACUCUGCUCUCGUCGGGAGUUAAAUUAUUGUCCAGUUUAAAAAAAAAUAUUCUGUGGUAUAAGACUGGUUUGGAAUUCUUUAUUUUUUGGGAUUUUAAACGUAACCAAGAUGGCGAUCUCUGCUCACUAGCGCCCUCAUCACAUUGUUUAAGUCAAUUUCUUUUAAUUAACAUCGAAAAUAUCACAGUGGAUUAUGCUAUAUAGGAUUUUAUUUUAGUUUAUUUUUACAAAAUAAAGUUGUGUCUCAGAUCUUUUUUGACGACCUCGGUGGUGCAGUGGUAAAGUUCUUGCCACUGAACCGAGAGGUCCCGGGUUCGAUCCCCGGUCGGGUCAUAAUGGAAAAUGAUCUUUUUCUGAUUGGCCCGGGUCUUGGAUGUUUAUCUAUAUAUGUAUUUGUUAUAAAAUAUAGUAUCGUUGAGUUAGUAUCCCGUAACACAAGUCUCGAACUUACUUUGGGGCUAGCUCAAUCUGUGUGAUUUGUCCUAAUAUAGCUAUUUAUUUAUUGCAGUACCUAAUACUCACAAUCUACAGACAACUAUCUCUGAAAAGUUAACUAAAUAUCAAGACCUAGCAAUCGAAAUCAAAACUCUGCGGAAAGUCCAAACUGUUCACAUUAUACCUAUAGUCUUCAACUGGCAUCAUACCUACAUCACUGAAACACACUUAGACAUACCAGAUUAUACACUCUCCUUGAUCCAGAAGGCGGUAAUACUAAACACAUGCCGAAUCACACGUAAUUUCCUAACUUCGUCCACCCUCACGUCUACCUUCAGCAUAUAAAACUCGAACACAAAAUGGAAUUUAUACAAUCAAUUUUUAAUAAAACUGAUUAUAUAUUUUGUUCGAUUUAUAAAAAGUUUUAUUAAAAAUUGAUUGUAUAAAUUCCAAUAUUGCAUUUUAUAUAUUUUUUUUUGUAAAUUGGAAAUGGCUUGUAUUGUAUUUGGUUGUAAAUAUAUUUUUUUUUUGUCGGGUGUAUUGUUACAAAUAAAAGACAGUUUUUUG
Plodia interpunctella (Indianmeal moth) is the source of this 2271-nucleotide messenger RNA. It is a transcript of the gene Ccs, whose product is annotated as Copper chaperone for superoxide dismutase. Gene Ontology annotation, biological process: superoxide metabolic process. Gene Ontology annotation, molecular function: copper ion binding; superoxide dismutase copper chaperone activity. Bases 161 to 1018 code for a protein of 285 amino acids. The transcript has 7 exons. Lineage: Eukaryota; Metazoa; Arthropoda; Insecta; Lepidoptera; Pyralidae. The record is from RefSeq and is a predicted model, not a curated record.